AUGACUGAGAAUGAGAUUACUCAAGAGCCUAUCGUCGUUGACGAUGAUGAUGAGCUUGAUAUCAUCGAUCAAGGUGAUAUUGAACCCGACUCUAACGAGCGUCUGGCUCGCGACGAGGAUGAUGCAAUUGACGAAUCAAAUAUCAUCGAAGGCCACAGAACUCGCCACGCCAAGCCCAUGACAUCGAAUCAGUACAAUGAGGGGCCCAGUGAGGAUGAAAUUCCUCAGAGUACUGGAUGA
This is a messenger RNA of Penicillium malachiteum, 240 nucleotides long. RefSeq lists its product as uncharacterized. The record is from RefSeq and is a predicted model, not a curated record. The transcript has 2 exons. Bases 1 to 240 code for a protein of 79 amino acids. NCBI's taxonomy places the organism in Eukaryota, Fungi, Ascomycota, Eurotiomycetes, Eurotiales, Aspergillaceae.